[Torrubiella] hemipterigena is the source of this 336-nucleotide messenger RNA. NCBI's taxonomy places the organism in Eukaryota, Fungi, Ascomycota, Sordariomycetes, Hypocreales, Clavicipitaceae. The record is from the annotation of a GenBank genome assembly.
AUGACUCUCAGCACUACCUCGUCCACCAGCGCUGUUGGUACCCUCGAGAACUUGACCACGGGCAAGUGCACCAGCCACACAUGGGAUAAUGGCCCCUCUACGCUCUGCAACUCUGGAGCCGAGUGGAUUGUUGAGCAGUUCUUCCACGGCCAAGACCAGGCAGAGUUUGUCCCGUACGGCUCCGUUACUUUUACCGAUGCCUACAUCAGCACCGACUCUGGCGCUCAGAUCACUCCCUCCACCAAGGGUAGUGAUGUCAUCACCCUCAAGAACAAUGGUGUUGUGCGCAGCACUUGCAGCACCAGCAAGAACACCCUGACCUGCAACAGCACCUAA